AUGGAGAAUCCCUCCUUAGAAGCCACGUCCUCAGACAAGGUGACCAUCAACAACCCAGCAGAUGUCACCGUCAUCAUUGGAUACUUCAUCAUGGUCAUUGGUGUCGGCAUUUGGUCCAUGUUCCGGACCAAUCGUGGCACGGUGGGAGGGUAUUUCCUUGCGGGACGGACCAUGACCUGGUGGCCGGUUGGUGCAUCUCUGUUUGCCAGCAAUAUCGGCAGUGGUCACUUUGUGGGCUUGGCCGGCACCGGGGCGGCCAGUGGUAUCGCAGUGGGAGGGUUUGAGUGGAAUGCUCUGUUCAUCGUGCUGCUGCUGGGCUGGUUGUUUGUGCCUGUCUACCUUACAGCCGGGGUGAUCACCAUGCCUCAGUACCUGAAGAAGAGGUUUGGAGGAGGCAGGAUCAGCCUCUACCUCUCAGUCAUCUCUCUUUUCCUCUACAUCUUCACCAAGAUCUCUGUGGAUAUGUUUUCAGGAGCUGUGUUCAUCCAGCAGGCAUUAGGAUGGAACAUCUAUGUGGCUGUCAUUGCCCUUCUGUCCAUCACAGCCUUGUACACUGUCACAGGUGGCCUGGCUGCUUUGAUGUACACAGACACAGUUCAGACCUUCAUCAUCAUCGCUGGUGCCUUUGUUCUCACUGCCUUCUCCUUUGCUAAAGUAGGAGGCUACAGCGCUCUGCUGGCCAGCUACAGCUCUGCACUGCCAAGGGCCACCGCCUCCCUGGACCCCCAGCGUUACAACAUCUCCCCCCAGUGCUUCACCCCCAGACAGGACUCCUUCAGCCUGCUGAGGGACCCGGCCACAGGAGACCUGCCCUGGCCCGGGGUGCUGUUUGGGAUCGCCAUACUGGGAGGCUGGUACUGGUGCACAGACCAGGUGAUAGUCCAGCGGUGCCUGGCAGCUCGGAGUCUGACACACGUGAAGGCCGGCUGCAUCAUGUGUGGCUACCUCAAACUGCUGCCCAUGUUCCUCAUGGUCUUCCCUGGCAUGAUCAGCAGGGUCCUCUACCCAGACGAGGUUGGCUGUGUGGUCCCGGAGUUGUGUAAGGAGGUGUGUGGGACUGAGGUGGGCUGCUCCAAUAUUGCUUACCCUAAACUGGUGGUGUCAGUCAUGCCCAACGGUUUGCGAGGUCUGAUGCUGGCUGUGAUGUUGGCUGCCCUCAUGUCCUCCCUGGCCUCCAUCUUUAACAGCAGCAGCACUCUGUUCACCAUGGACAUCUGGACUCGGAUCAGACCGCAGGCCACAGAGAGCGAGCUCAUGAUCGUAGGCAGGGUCUGGGUGCUGUGUAUCGUAGCCAUCAGUAUCUGUUGGAUCCCAGUGGUCCAGGCGGCUCAGAGCGGUCAGCUGUUUGAUUACAUCCAGUCAGUCACCAGCUAUCUGGCUCCCCCCAUCGCCUCAGUCUUCUUCCUGGCGGUGUUUGUUAAGAGGGUCAACGAACCGGGUGCAUUCUGGGGUCUGAUGGGUGGCCUGGUGAUAGGUCUGUGUCGCAUGAUCCCAGAGUUUUGGUUCGGCACCGGCACUUGUCUUUUUCCCUCAACCUGCCCCGGUCUGGUGUGUGGUGUCCAUUACCUCUACUUUGCUGUGCUACUCUUCCUCUGUACAUCGGUGCUGGUGCUGCUGGUCAGCUACUGCACUGAGCCCAUAGACGACCGACACCUCCAUCGUCUGGUGUUCAGCCUGCGCCACUCCAAGGAGGAAAGGGAGGAUUUGGACUGGAAGGAAGAGGAGAGAGGGAGGAGAGCCCGCAGAGAGGCUGAGGAGAGGAGGAGGGAAAGGACUGAGCACGAGCCAGAGGCAGAGCAGAAGGGCAAGUCUGGUAUCUGCCGCCUGGUGGGCUGGGUCUGUGGCGUGGGCGGCGACUCCCAGUCCCUCAAACCCACUGAGCUGGAAGAGCCUGAGGCGUCAGAGCAGCUGCCCGACAUCAGCGAGGACCCGGUGUGGAGGCACACUGUGGAUGCCAAUGCUCUCAUCAUGAUGGCUGUGGCAGUUUUUAUGUGGGGUUACUAUGCUUAA
Molecule: messenger RNA, 2010 nt
Organism: Myripristis murdjan (pinecone soldierfish)
Lineage: Eukaryota; Metazoa; Chordata; Actinopteri; Holocentriformes; Holocentridae
Gene: slc5a2
Product: solute carrier family 5 member 2
Exons: 15
Coding region: 1-2010 (669 amino acids)
Biological process (GO): transmembrane transport; sodium ion transport
Cellular component (GO): plasma membrane
Molecular function (GO): D-glucose:sodium symporter activity
Source: RefSeq, a predicted model, not a curated record